Messenger RNA from Nerophis lumbriciformis (worm pipefish), 6555 nucleotides. Lineage: Eukaryota; Metazoa; Chordata; Actinopteri; Syngnathiformes; Syngnathidae. The record is from RefSeq and is a predicted model, not a curated record.
AUGAAUCGUCCAAAGCCAACGGCCCUACGCCGCCCCAGUGCUGCAAAAACAUCAGGUCAUCCCCCACCAGGAGACUUCAUCGCUCUGGGCUCAAAGAACCAGGGCAGCGAAUCCAAAGCCCCCGCGGUGCUCCUGAAGCCGGCCACCACCGUUUUACCUGCCGACCGCAAAAGAGAAACAUCCUCCACUCUUCCGUCCUCAUCGGGUCUGUCCAGCCUCACCAAGCGGCCCAAGCUUUCUACCACACCCCCUAUCAGCGCUCUUGGACGCCUCGCUGAUGUGGCGGCUGCGGACAAGAGAGCGAUAUCACCCUCCAUUAAGGAACCAUCGGUUACUCCCAUUGAAGUGGCACCAGCGCUGCUGCUGGACGACAUUGAAGCAGCUGAGUCUGAGGGCAACGACGAGCGUAUUGAGGGGCUUCUGUGCGGCGCCGUGAAGCAGCUUAAGAUGAACAGAGCUAAGCCGGACAUCACGCUGUACCUCAGCCUGAUGUUCCUGGCCAAGAUCAAACCCAAUGUUUUCGCUACAGAGGGAAUCAUAGAGGCCUUGUGCAGCCUCCUGCGUCGAGACGCUUCUAUUAACUUCAAAGCGAAGGGAAACAGCCUGGUGUCCGUGCUGGCCUGCAAUCUGCUGAUGGCUGCCUACGAAGAAGAUGAGAACUGGCCUGAGAUUUUUGUCAAAGUGUACAUUGAAGACUCCCUCGGGGAAAGAAUCUGGGUGGACAGCUCUCACUGCAAGAACUUUGUAGACAACAUUCAGACAGCUUUCGGCACCAGGAUGCCCCCCAAAAGCAUGCUACUGCAGGCCGACACUGGGCGUGCUGCUGGAGAUCUCAGUGCAGGUAGCAGCCCCCAUCCAUCAACUCCUGAUGAGGACGACAGCCGGGCAGAGCUGCUUAUCGCAGAGGAGAAACUCAGCCCAGAGGAUGAAGGACAGGUUAUGCCAAGGUACGAGGAACUCGCUGAGAGCGUGGAAGACUACGUGCUGGACGUCCUCCGUGACCAGCUGAACCGUCGACAGCCCAUGGACAACGUGUCGCGGAAUCUGCUACGUCUGCUGACCGCAACGUGCGGGUACAAAGAGGCUCGCCUCAUGGCUGUUCAGAGACUUGAAAUGUGGCUACAAAAUCCAAAGUUGACCCGGCCGGCUCAAGACCUCCUCAUGUCGCUGUGUAUGAACUGCAACACGCACGGAUCGGACGACAUGGAAGUGAUCUCCAACUUGAUCAAAAUCCGCCUCAAGCCCAAAGUGCUCCUCAACCACUACAUGCUCUGUGUCAGGGAGCUCCUGAACGCGCACAGAGACAAUCUGGCCACGAUGGUGAAGUUAGUCAUCUUCAAUGAGCUAUCCAAUGCCAGGAACCCCAACAACAUGCAGGUUCUUCACACGUUGCUGCAGCACAGCCCGGAGCAGGCACCAAAGUUCUUAGCGAUGGUCUUCCAGGACCUACUCACAAACAAAGAUGACUACCUUCGCGCUUCGCGAGCCCUGCUAAGGGAGAUCAUCAAGCAGACAAAACACGAAAUCAAUUUCCAGUCCUUCUGCUUCGGUUUGAUGCAAGAGAGGAAGGAGGCCACCUACGUAGACAUGGAAUUUAAAGAGCGCUUUGUCAUUCAGGUAACGGAUUUGCUUACCGUGUCCAUGAUGUUGGGCAUUACAGCUCAGGUCAAAGAAGCGGGCAUUGCGUGGGACAAAGGAGAAAAGAAGAACCUGGAGGUGCUGCGGUCCUUCCAGAAUCAGAUUGCCUGCAUCCAGAGGGAUGCUGUUUGGUGGCUUCACACAGUGGUUCCCACUAUCAGCAAAGUGGGUGCCAAAGACUACGUCCACUGCCUUCACAAAGUACUUUUCACAGAGCAGCCUGAGACCUACUACAAGUGGGACAACUGGCCGCCAGAAAGCGACAGGAACUUUUUCUUGCGCCUCUGCUCCGAGGUGCCGCUGCUAGAGGACACUCUAAUGCGCAUCCUGGUGAUUGGGCUGUCUCGCGAUCUGCCGCUGGGUCCUGCGGACGCCAUGGAGCUCGCCGACCAUCUGGUCAAAAGAGCCGCUGGUGUUCAGUCUGACGAUUUAGAGGUCCUAGUGGUGGAACGGAUCCAACUCAUUGACGCUGUGCUUAAUCUAUGCACAUACCAUCACCCAGAAAAUAUCCAACUUCCGACAGGGUACCAGCCGCCAAAUUUGGCAAUAUCCACCCUUUAUUGGAAAGCAUGGCUUUUGCUGCUGGUGGUCGCUGCAUUCAACCCACAGAAAAUAGGCUUGACUGCCUGGGAUGGUUACCCUACCCUGAAAAUGCUCAUGGAGAUGGUUAUGACCAACAACUACACAUACCCCCCUUGCACAGUGGCGGACGACGAGACAAAGACAGAAAUGAUCGGGCGUGAGCUGCAGAUAUCGCAGCGGGAAAAGCAGGAGAUCUUGGCGUUUGAGAGCCACUUGGCCGCCGCGUCUACGAAACAGACCAUCACGGAGAGCAACAGUCUGCUCCUCUCUCAGCUCACCAGUCUGGACCCGCAGGGUCCGCCUCGUCGACCUCCACCUCAAGUCCAGGAGCAAGUGAAGACUCUUAAUCAAUCUCUACGCCUUGGCCAUCUUUUAUGUCGCAGCCGCAACCCAGACUUCCUGCUUAACAUUAUACAGAGACAGGCUUCCUCCCAGUCCAUGCCGUGGUUGGCCGAUCUAGUCCAGUCCAGCGAGGGGUCCUUAGACGUGCUUCCUGUGCAGUGCCUGUGUGAGUUCCUACUGCACGACGCUGCAGACGACAGCCUGCAAUUGGAUGAUGACGACGAGGGAGGAAGCAAAGAACAGAAAGCAAAGAAAAGACAAAGGCAGCAAAAACAAAGGCAGCUUCUCGGAAGGCUUCAGGAUCUUUUGUUAGGUCCCAAAGCUGAUGAGCAGACGACGUGUGAAGUUCUGGAUUACUUCCUGCGCCGCCUUAGCUCCUCUCAAGUGGCUUCAAGAGUCCUAGCAAUGAAGGGCUUGUCACUCGUGCUGACUGAAGGGGGCCUGAAGGACGGAGAGGAACGAGACCAGCCCAUGGAGGAGGACUCCACCGAUGCUGAACUCUUGCCAGGGUACCAGUGGCUUCUGCAGGACCUCCCUAAGCUCCCCAUGUUCGACAGUGUCCGAGGCAUGACAUCCACCGCCUUGCAGCAGGCCAUUCACAUGGAGACUGAUCCUCAAACCAUUAGCGCCUAUCUCAUCUACCUGUCCCAAUAUGCGCCAGUAGAGGAGCAGGCCUCUCACAACGACCUUGCUUUGGAUGUGGCCCGGCUCAUUGUGGAGCGCUCCACCAUCAUGAACAAUCUCUUCUCUAAGCACUCCUGUAGACCUGAGUCCGAGGCUGUCCUCAGCGCUUUCCUCUCCAUUUUCUCCACCUACAUUAGGAGAAUGAGGAAGACCAAAGAUGGGGAGGAUCUGUACAGCUGGUCAGAGUCACAAGAUCAAGUGUUUCUGCGCUGGACUACAGGAGAGACUGCCACCAUGCACAUCCUUGUCGUCCACGCAAUGGUCAUCCUUCUUACUCUGGGCCCUCCUAAAGGUAGAGAGAGUGACUUCUACAGUCUUUUGGACAUUUGGUUCCCCGACAAGAAACCAUUGCCAACUGCCUUCCUGGUGGACACAUCAGAGGAGGCCCUGCUGCUGCCUGAUUGGUUGAAACUGAGGAUGAUUCGAUCCGAGGUGCCUCGAUUGGUGGAUGCAGCUUUGCAAGACCUGGAGCCUGAGCAAUUGCUGCUGUUCGUGCAAUCAUUUGGAAUUCCAGUCUCAAGCAUGAGUAAACUGCUGCAGUACUUAGACCAGGCUGUCACUGUUGAACCACGGGCGCUGGAGCAGAACAUCAUGGACAAGGACUACAUGGCCCACCUGGUGGAGGUGCAACAUGAGCGAGGUGCCACUGGGGGGCACGCUUUCCACAGACUGUUGAGUGCCUCUCUUCCACCGCAAAAAGAUGCCCCUGAAACAAGUAAAGCCAAAGUUACAGUGGAACCUCCGCACGGCUCUGUUAAGAUCAGAGCAGCCACGCAGCUUCCGACUUUCGAGCCUGAUGAUGACCUAACAGGCUUGUUGCUAAGGAUAUUCCCGUUAAAGACAGAGCAACGCUGGCCCGGCCCACCACCUAGCCAGCUCUCUUUGGCCUUGCAGCAGGCUCUGGCCAAAGAGCUGAUGCGGGCCAAACAGGGUCAGGUUCACCAGGGCGGGCUGGCUCUGCGUCUCCUCCAGGCCAUCGCCGCCCUUCUUACCUCGGUCCAUGCCGGGCCCAUCGUCCUGUCCAUGCAUCGCAACCACGCCCUUGCCUGCCCGCUCAUGCGCCAGCUUCAUCUCUACCAGCGCCUCGUGCCGCUGGACGUUUCCUUCUCUUCCCUAUUCCUCAAAGUCAACGUCGAGAUGCUCAUCUGGCUUGACAAUCCCUCUGUGGAAGCUGGCCCACUAAAAACUCUGCUUAAGUCUUUUAUUGGCCAAAACUCUCACACACACAGACACAAUGAUGUACGCUCAGGCUUCCUCCACCUAGCAGAAGCACUCGUGUAUCGCAGUGAUACCGAGGUUCCACUGAGAGCAAUCAUAGCGAUGCUGAAGGCUGGAGAGAGAUGUAACGCAGAGGCGGAGCUCAUUGGCAAAGUCUUGCAAGGUCUGAUGGAGGCCAAAUCUCCGAAUUUGGAGGAGCUGUUGUCUCUGUUAAUGACGGUCAGCUCUCAGAAUGGGACAGCCGGCCCGGUUGCCAUGGUUAUUUCUUUGCUGCUACAAGAAAGCGAAGAUUGGGCAGUGAAGAAAGACCCAGAUGCAAAUUCAAACAGCUCCGAGUUGACAAAGUCCGGAUUAUGCUCAGGUUUACUAGUGGAUUGGAUGGAGUAUUUAGACCCUGAGGUCACCUCAGUGUGUCCUGACCUUCAGCAGAAAUUGUUGUUCGCCCUAAACAAGGCACGAGGCACUCCGGCGUACAGGCCGUACCUUCUGGCCCUGCUCACGCAUCAGUCCAACUGGUCCACCCUGCUCCAGUGUAUCAGCGCUCUGCUCAGCAAGCAAAAAGACUACAAAAUGGACCCAACUUCAGCUCUGGAUUUUCUGUGGGCAUGCAGUCAUAUUCCUCGCAUCUGGCAAGGACGCGACCAGAAGAUCCCUCAAAAGAAAACUGAGAACUUUGUGAUGCGGCUCAGCUCUGAGGAGCUCAUCAGCCUGGUAGAUCUGAUCCUGGCUGAGUCCGAGCAUAGCUGCCGCGGCGAGAGGAGUGCAGCAGAAGAGGAGGUGUCCUGCUCUCUCAUCCAGGCACGACUGCCUCUCCUCAACUCCUACUGCAACGGCCACCCAGACAACAUCAAGAAGGUGUCUGAGUACCUCAUCAGCUGCACCAAGAAGUGGGAAGACAGUGCCAUGAGUAAGCGUUGCCAGAACUUGCUGCUGCAGAUCUACCUCCACUUCCCCGAGGUCAUUCAGCACGUCACCUUGCCGGAAGGCACGCUCAGCAGCGGGGGGACGGCGGACGGCAGCAGCUGCAAGCUUGACGUGCUGGUCCACCGUCUGGUUACUCUGCUCGCUGAAGUAGUGGAAUCCAAAUCCGCCGAGGGACGCGUUUCUGAUGCCAACUUAGCAUGUAGGAAACUGGCCGUGUCACAUCCUGUCCUCUUGCUCAGACACUUGCCCAUGAUCGCGGGUCUCCUACACGGCCGCAUUCAUCUCAACUUUGGUGAGUUCCGACAGCAUAACCACAUGAUGUUCUUCAGCAACGUGCUGGCCAUCCUGGAGCUUCUUCAGCCCCUCGUCUUCCACGUUGACCACCAGAGGGCGCUUCAGGACUGCCUCCUGUCCUUUAUGAAGGUCCUUAAGAACUUUCAGAGGAGUCGGUCUCCACUGGUCUUCAUCAACAAGUUCCUCCAGUUUACGCAAAAGUACAUUACCCAUGAUGCAGCGGCCGCCAUUCCUUACCUGCAGAAGCACUCUGACAUACUGCAGAGCAUGAGUGCCGAAAACCCAGACCUAGUCCAGCUGAAGUCUCUGCUAGCCGGGCUUACUCUCCCUGUAAAAAGCUCAUCCGCAGAGGUCUCAACAGAAGACGGCGAUGAUGAGAUGGCGGCCGGUUCUCUCCCUCUGGUCAACAUUUCCGCGUCUGUUCCGCUGAGCGCUGCCGAUAUGACAAUGUACCUGAGGAAGAUUUCAAGAGGCGAGGCCAUGGAGGAUGUUUUGGAAGUGUUGACGGAGGUGGAUGAGAAGUCAAAGAGGAACCCAGAGAUCAUCCAGUACUUCAUUAAUGACCUGCAAAGACUCAUGACGUCGUCAGAGGAGUUGUGUCGGAACAUUGCCUUCAGUCUGGCAUUGCGCUGCAUCCAAAAUAAUCCAUGCUUGGCAACAGACUUCCUGCCGACGUUCAUGUACUGCAUGGGCAGCGGCGACUUCGACGUGUUGCAGACAGCUUUGAGGAAUCUUCCGGAAUAUGUGUUGCUCUGUCAAGAACAUGCAGACAUCUUGCUCCACAAGGCAUUCUUAGUGGGUGUCUAUGGACAAAUCGACACCAGUUCAAUGAUAUCAGAGUCCAUGAAGGUCCUUCACAUGGAAGCAAUUUAA